Molecule: messenger RNA, 2571 nt
Organism: Carcharodon carcharias (great white shark)
Lineage: Eukaryota; Metazoa; Chordata; Chondrichthyes; Lamniformes; Lamnidae
Product: kynurenine--oxoglutarate transaminase 1-like
Exons: 15
Coding region: 552-1778 (408 amino acids)
Biological process (GO): biosynthetic process
Cellular component (GO): cytoplasm; mitochondrion
Molecular function (GO): L-kynurenine:2-oxoglutarate transaminase activity; pyridoxal phosphate binding
Source: RefSeq, a predicted model, not a curated record
CCAUUUUGCCCGGGGGAGGCGGGUGUGCUCCCCUUAUUUGGGUCCGUGGUGGCGCACGGGGCGGCUGUUUAAAGCGUCCGUGUGUUCCCCACGGGCGGAGGGCACGCCCUUGCGAGCGGCGUCGCCCUGCCAGCGGCGUCACACUGCGGCUACUUGUCGAGCUCGGGGGUGAAGGCGGCCGCAGCAACAAUAACUGUCGAGCCCGAUUUCCGGUGUGGUGAGAUAAGGGCUGUCGUUGCUAAUGAUGGUAAGAAGACUGGGGUGAGUUGUAAAUAGCCCUCGUUACGGAGGAGACAGCAGAUAUGCUUAGGGCACCAACACACACAAUCAUAAGGAAUAACAACUUGAUCAGCAAUAUUUUGCACAGGAGAAAGGUAAAGAUGUCCCAACAGAUACAUUCUCGGAGAAUUGAAGGAUUAGACAAGAAUAUUUGAGACAUGCAGGUGGAUCGAGAACCUUGGAUUGCUCAGUUUGCAUGCUUCCUUGUUGUGUAGGGUACAUUGACUGCAUGCACAUUGCUUUGUGGAUUCUCAGCACCUGCUCCAUCCAUAAUGCACCGCCCCUUUAAGAGGAUAGAAUUUACACAGCUUACUGCUAAUCAUCCAGUUGUCAACCUGGGGCAGGGAUUUCCUGACUUCUCACCUCCAAAUUUUGUAAAAGAAGCUUUCACGAGGGCCAUAAACAGUGACCUGAACCAGUACACCAGGGCUUUUGGUCACCCUCCAUUGGUGAAGAUCCUAGCAAAGUUCUUUGGGAAAUUACUGGGACAAGACAUUGAUCCAUUCACUGAGGUGCUGGUGACGGUUGGAGCAUAUGAGGCCCUGUUCUGUUUCUUCCAGGCACUAAUUGAUGAUGAAGAUGAAGUGAUUAUUAUUGAACCUUACUUUGACUGUUAUGAACCAAUGGUGCGAAUGGCAGGUGGUCACCCAGUGUGUAUCCUGUUGCAUCCGAAACCAGUAUCUGGAAGGUUGAUGACCAGUGCUGACUGGGUAUUGGAUCCUGCUGAACUAUCAAGUAAAUUCAGCAAGCGUACUAAAGCAAUCGUCAUUAACACUCCAAACAACCCUCUUGGCAAGGUUUUCAAACGUGAAGAGUUGCAGAUGAUCGCAGACCUGUGUGUGAAACACAAUGUGCUGUGCAUUAGUGAUGAGGUGUAUGAGUGGCUGGUGUAUGAUGCAAAUGAGCAUGUGCGAAUUGCUAGCCUGCCAGGGAUGUGGGAGCGGACGAUCACUGUUGGGAGUGCAGGAAAAACCUUCAGUGCUACAGGGUGGAAGGUUGGCUGGGCAAUUGGACCUAAGAACAUCGUCAGGCACUUGCAGACUGUCCAUCAGAACUCAAACUUUCAUUGUGCCACUGGAGCACAGCAAGCUGUAGCAGAGGGAUUUGUGAAAGAAUUUGAAUGCCUGGGAGCACCAGAGAGUUAUUUCACCGGUUUACGUCAGGAGCUGCAAUUGAAACGUGAUCGGCUUGCUGCCUACCUUGCGUCUGUGGGGUUAAAGCCAAUUGUACCAGAGGGUGGUUACUUCUUGAUCGCGGACAUCUCAGCAGUCAAAGUUGAUCUGCCAGACUCCACUGAACAGCCGUAUGAUUAUAGGUUUGUGAAGUGGCUCAUAAUCAAUAAGGGCUUGUCCACAAUUCCAGUGUCUGCUUUCUACUCUUCUGACCACAAAAAGGGCUUUGAAAACUUUAUACGGUUUUGUUUCGCUAAGGAAGACUCAACAUUAAGCAAGGCAGAACAGAUCCUGCAAGAGUGGAAUAGGACAAUGUUGACUCAGUGAUUGCUCCAACACAGUGAAUUUUUAUUUUCUAAUUCAGUAACUGGACAUUUUUAAUUUUAUUUAUCUUAAUUGAAAGACUGACAUUUUCAAAUCUACACACAAAUACAUAGUUAUAACAUAGAAUAAAAAUACCAUGAAUGCUGCUUCAGAUAGUCCUUCCUGACCAUGUCUUGAGCGCUCAAGUGGUCAGAAGCACUUAGUUCAAUCAACGGAUUUCUGAUCUCAACCCUACAGCCAACUCGAGCAAUAUUGACAGAGUGGAUUGCCUCAGCUGGAAAACGUUGCAGAAACUGGCAAGACCAUGACCCAAGAGAAUCAGUGGCAUGCAAAGAGCCAUGACAAUGUGGGGUUCAAUCUCAAUGGAAAUAAUUAAUUUAUGAGUACUGAAAAACUCAAUUAUUUUUCUAUAUUUUGAUUUCAUUUUAGAUGUUCAAUAUUGAGUGCUCUUUAAACCCGUUUAUUUGGUGCCUUUGGUACUUUUGAGUUGAUUGGUUAAUGAUUUGGUUACAUUAGUGGUAUUAGUUAUAACCUGUUGCUUUUUUAUUCCUGUAGCUGUUGGAUGGUGUAGUUUAAGACUGAACUAAGAUUUACUUUAUGCUACAGUUGUAAAUGAGCAGAAUGCUAUGUAUGUGCAACUCAAGACUAUCACAAUGAUCAUCCAGAUAGUUUGUUCUGCAAGAAGCUCAAUGCUGUAACUGAAGAUUGUUUUUAUUUCUUCCGUUACAUGUUUAACUUAAAUUCUGCUGUGUCCUAAUAUCAGAACAUGAACUUGAAUAAAAAUCUUUCAACAUUG